GAGAGAGAGAGAGAGAAAAAGAGAGAGAAAGGGGAGGAGGAGGAGGAGGAGGAGGAGGAGGAGGAGGAGGAGGAGGAGGAGGAGGAGGUGAAGAGGGGUGGGGGAGAGGUUUACAAAGGCACACAUACACAGCUUUACACAAGUUUACAUAAGUUUAGAGAGAGAGAGAGAGAGAGAGAGAGAGAGAGAGAGAGAGAGAGAGAGAGAGAGAGAGAGAGAGAGAGAGAGAGAGAGAGAGAGAGAGAGAAGCAGGCCAAGCAAGAUCAAGAGCAACAGAGCAAGAAUUAG
Scylla paramamosain (green mud crab) is the source of this 288-nucleotide messenger RNA. RefSeq lists its product as uncharacterized. The transcript has 3 exons. NCBI's taxonomy places the organism in Eukaryota, Metazoa, Arthropoda, Malacostraca, Decapoda, Portunidae. The record is from RefSeq and is a predicted model, not a curated record. The annotation marks the transcript as partial.